AUGAGUAAACACCCGUCCGUCUCGAUUUGGAAUACUACGGAUGACAAUAACACAAACUCAACCUUUGACCUAGACGAAGACGACCUGUUUGCUGACCGCUUUGCAUCUUCGAAAAACAACUUCACUUCACCGACACCGAAGGGCAACUGGAGUGAUAAGUGGACGAAGUUGAUGAAAUUCGAUGGCAGUUCUAAGAAAAAUGAACCUGGCCAACUGUCUUAUACAUCACCUAAACUCCCUAACUUGAGAAGUGUUCCCGUAAAUUCUCAAAGAAGCAAGUUCAUAACCUCUCCUAUUGAUCUCGAACAACCGAGAUCGCCUUCACCAACGGAGCAUACUCGAUUGCAGAAACAUGCUCCUGCGUCACCCAUGCUUGAUUUCCUGAAUGACAGGUCCAAGAAGACUAUCAUGCAAUCUCCAGAUGUCUACAAUGUCUCCACUAGUUCUGAAGACGAUGUGUUGCUGAAUCGCACAGUUAGGAAGUCUCCGGAUUACACGAGUGCAGAAACCUCAUGUAUUGAUAAUGAUUGUGAGAAAGCCGACAAUAACUACAACACAGGCGACAAAUCACCUGGAUCUGUCAGUUUAAGUGACAACUUUGAGUGUCUGUACAACCGUCUUAAAAAGGAGGCAAGUGAUUUAGAAAGCUGGAAAUGUAACACUUUGUCUCAGUUGGAAGGAAAGUGUCGAGAAUUGGAGUCGUACGAAUCACUGGUGGAAAACCUGAGGAGUGCAAAUGUGGAACUUCAAAUAAAUCUGGAAAAUAUGAGUUUGAAAUAUAAAGAGGAGGUUGAGUUAAGAGACAACGUGCUGGAAAGGUUCUCGUCAAUUCAGAGUCAAAGUAGUGCACUCGAAGAAAGAGUCAAGAAGUUGGCUGAGGCCAGCAUGACAGUAAAGAGUAGAGUUUUCCAGUCAGAAGAAUUAUAUGACGUUCUUCGGAGAAAUUACGAAAACAUCAAGAAGGAGUUUCUCGAACAUUCAGAGACAUGUUUAGCAAAAUACAAGGAAUUUGAGGACACAAUUGAGAGUAAAAAGUGCGAUGUAGAAGCGCUGCAACAAAGAAUAAUUCAGUUAGGCGAUGAAAACAAAUGCUUGGAAGAAGAACUUAUCCUCUGUGAUCGGAAACAUCAAGAGGAAAUUAUUCAACUGCAGAGGGAGAUCGAUGGACUGAAUACUGAUAAAAUUGAGUUAAAACAGAUAGAAGAAAACAUCAAAUGUAGCAAUGAAGAGUAUAAAUCACUCAUCAAAAGUCUGGAAAGCACUAUAGAGGACGAAAGGGCAAUGAGAAUAAACGCUGUCAAAUUAUCGGAAACCAAAGAGAAAGAACAUGAAGAUCUAGUGUGUCUGCUUGAUGAACACCAGCACAAAUGCAGGUUGAGAAUACAGUUCUUGGAUGCUUCGAAACAGAAGCUGAAUUAUCUCUGUGACCAGGCGGACAAGUCACGAUUUCACGUUAAGUCUAUGAUCGAUAAAAUAAGCAAUAUGAUAAAAAGCCUUUCCACAUUUCAGGAAAAUCAACAUCUCAGGAAUGAAGAUACAUUUCAUACAUUAACUAUGGUGAAAGGAAAAGUCGUUGAGUCGAAGAAAGUACUAAACAACAGAUCGCUGAUUAUGCAUGAUUUUGAGUCGAACAUAUAUAACAUAUGCGCUGACCUUGUGAUGGAAAACCAUCUUCUAUGUAUUGAUCGUGAGAACUCAGUCAUUCUGAGAAGGAAGGUCACGGAAUUAGAGAAGGACACUGAAUGCAUGUAUAAAAGGCAAGAUAACAUGAGAGCAGCUCUUGAGAAGUGCCAGAUAUUUAAUGAAAAAUUGCAGCUUGAUAACGAUGAGUUGCAUUCGAAACUGACGUCUGAGAAACAGAAGUACGCUGAAGUCCAUGGGAAUCUUUUGAAGUCAGAGGCCUUGGUCAAACUUCUAGAAGAACAAACGAAAAUGAUUGAAGAGGAAGUGAAGGAAAUGAGAACAAAGUUCUCUGAAGUCAAAAAGGAACUGGAAGAGAAGAGGUAUUUUUCAGAAUUCGAUCUACAUAAUUCUAGGGCUAAUUGUUCAAAGUUAAAAGAGAAAAUGGAGGCCUGCGAAAUCAGAUACAAUGAACUGAAGUUGACUGAUGAGGAAAACCGAAAAGCUCUAAACCUAGCACAUUCUGAAAUCAAGGUGAGGAAGAGAAGAACAACAAGAGAAUUAAAAAGUCAAUUGACACUUCUCAAUCAAGAGAAACAGGAGCAUAUUUUGAAAGAAAUGCAGUUGUCUAACAAUAUAAAUAAUCUCACAAUGCAACUGGAAUAUUCACAACAAGAAGUCGGACAGCAGAAGUUAAGAGAGAAAUCCAUUCAAGAGCAAAAUCAAAGACUCGAAACUAUGAAGAAUCAGUUACAGAAACAAACUGAUGACCUGACCAAUGAGAUAUUGUCGUUGAAGGAGAAGUUGAAUCAAAAAGACCUUGAACUGAAACAGAAACAGGAUGAUAUCGACAGUCUAAAGAAAACAAUCGAUGUAAACACCAUGGAGAGCUCAGAAGGGAAUAAGGAGUUGGUCAAGAAAUUGAAUGAAUCCCUGAAUCUAAUUGACCAGAUUGGAGAACAAACAAUGCAAGUGAAUCGAAAUAAGGGUAUGAAUGAAAUAACAGCUACGACACCGAACAGCAUAUUGAGGCAACCAGGUGCAGGAAUCAAGCGUAGAAGAGUUUCAUUUGCACCAGUUAAGUAUGAAGCUCCUGAUACUACGAUACAGGCUGAUCGAGGUGCUUCAGACGACACCGAUGAAGAAUAUGCACUCACACCUACGGGGGAGACAAGUCCAUCUUUCAUGAAUCCUUCUGGGAAUAGCGAGCUACAGACACUUGAGCAAAUUCAGUUAAUUUUAAGAAUUGAAGGAAUCCGUGAAUGGUUCAAUAUAGUGAACUCUUGUGUUCUACUACGUGAACUUGAUCCACCUUUACCAUCUAAUUCAUCAGUGGAAAUUCAAAUUCGAAUAGGGUAUUGGAAUGUAAAUCAUUUUGGUUUAAGUAAGACUGAGCAUCCGUGA
Molecule: messenger RNA, 3024 nt
Organism: Trichobilharzia regenti
Lineage: Eukaryota; Metazoa; Platyhelminthes; Trematoda; Strigeidida; Schistosomatidae
Source: the annotation of a GenBank genome assembly